Messenger RNA from Argentina anserina (silverweed cinquefoil), 1260 nucleotides. RefSeq names its product rab GTPase-activating protein 22-like. NCBI's taxonomy places the organism in Eukaryota, Viridiplantae, Streptophyta, Magnoliopsida, Rosales, Rosaceae. Gene Ontology annotation, molecular function: GTPase activator activity. Gene Ontology annotation, biological process: activation of GTPase activity. The transcript has a single exon. The record is from RefSeq and is a predicted model, not a curated record. The coding region runs from base 1 to 1260 and encodes 419 amino acids.
AUGAGGGGGCUCUCCGGCGGUGAUGAUCGUCGGCAAUGGAUCGAAUUAGCAGUUGCCGUCACGGCCGUGGGCGUAAUCUACUUGGCCGUCUACAGGGGUAGUCAUGAAUUACUUAUGUCGAGAAGGAAAAAUAAACAUGCACUUCGACCUAGACAAUGGAAAAGUUUGUUUACAGAGGAAGGGAUACUAACUGAUGGUGGCGUCUUUUUCUGGUCCGAAGAUGGUGGUUCCAAGUUGUUAGAAAAAGUUCGCAGUGGAGGUGUUGAUCCGAGUAUACGAGCUGAAGUAUGGCCUUUCCUCCUCGGAGUAUAUGACCUGGACAGUUCCGAGAAAGAACGAGAAUCUGUCAGGAAAAAAAAGAGAAAAGAAUAUGAGAUGUUGCGGAAACAAUGCCAGAGUCUUUUAACACAAGGUAAAUGGUUCGAUCUCUUAAAGCUCUUCACCAAUGCAGCAGCAGAUUACGCCGAUUCGCAGAGAACCAUUCGCCUCGAUGCUGUGCGCGCAGAUGAUGAAUGGGCUACAUAUUCACCCUCUCAGGCUGCUCUUGUCUCAAAGACGAAGGCACAUAAAGAAGCUGAGAGUGUAGGGCUGAAGCUGCAUAUUACGGUGGAUUAUGAAGACUUGGAGCCGAGAAGGAUAUUUCAUGCUGCUAGACUUGUUGCUAUCCUGGAAGCCUAUGCUAUGUACGAUCCUGAAAUUGGUUACUGUCAAGGUAUGAGCGAUCUACUUGCGCCUAUCAUUACAGUGAUGGAGAAGGAUGAUGAAGCCUUCUGGUGCUUUGUGGGUUUCAUGAAAAUGGCUAGGGAUAACUUCCGGCGGGAUGGGACUGGGAUUGAAAGGCAGCUUAGCAUUAUUUCCAGGAUUAUCAGGGGCAAAGAUGUUACUUUAUAUAGACACCUAGAGAAGCUUCAAGCAGCGGAUUGCCAUUUUGUGUACAAAAUGCUAAUGGUUCUCUUGAGGCGGGUGUUGAGCUUUGAGCAGACACUUUGCCUCUGGGAGGUAAUGUGGGCAGAUCAGGCAGCAAUCAGGGAGGGAAUUGCAGAGUCUGAUUGGGGGAGAUCUCCGCCUGUUGACGAUCUCUUUCUGUAUGCAAUAGCAGCUUGUGUGCUGCAGCAAAGGGACAGCAUACUUGAAUGCAGCAGCAUGGAAGACAUCAUAAGCGAGUUCAAUAGCAUGGCUGGCCGUCUGGAUGUUUGGAAGCUUUUAGAUGAUGCUCAUGAUUUGGUGGUGAGUCUGGUGACCCUUCAUGACAAGAUUUAG